GACGUCAGUGCCCUAACCAGUGCGAUACGUUCCUGUGGGACGGUCGCGGCCUGCAGAGCUGAACAGACGGCGGCCCUAGAACGGAUACUCCCUGGACCCUGCUCCGGAGCUCCACUGGCGGAUAUGUGGCACGAUUCACGGUGAUGAUACAACAUGUAACCGUUGAGAAGAGAGGUCAACAUACAGCUCAUGAGGAUGUCUCUGUUGAAUUCAUCUCAGUGUGGACAAUAUGAUUCCCACAUGGAAACCAAUUUCGUUGGUGUCUGGAUUGAGUUCUACUCUAGACUUGCUGAUUGAAUGAUAUUGAAAUGAUGCCAUCACCACUUGGACAAAAUAUCAUGGAAAAGCAGAAAUCUGGAGAAUCAAGUACCUUUAUCUGCACUGAGUGUGGUGAUGGAUUCAAGCAGUACUCAAAUGUGCUGGCUCACAUGACGGUUCAUGGACCUUUGGAGGCAUUUUCUUUUGAUGGCUCUUCCAAUGGAUUUGAAGUCCCCCGAGAAUAUGUGCUACAAGAAAAUGGUACCCUGACAGUUGUGAACGAGUUGGCACAAUCCCAUUAUUCAAUGAAACCGGUAUCUCCAGGAGUCCUGCCAUCGCAUUUGCCAUCCCCUAUUAAACCAUUGUCCCCUACUUUAAUUCCACAGCCGUCCCCUCACAGAGAUGUGCUUAGACCAAGGCCCUCAGACUUGACCCUGGACAAGUCUCGUCAAGGCAACUACCGAUGUGAAAUAUGUAGCAGAUCAUUCAACAGCCUGCAGAGUUUACAUCGUCACCAGCAGUAUCGAAACACAGAGCGGGGUUAUAAGUGCACUUUGUGCUGUAAGAUCUUUGAAGGGAGACAUGACCUUAAGAAACACCUCCAGGACCACGCCAAUGAAAGCUUUCACUACUGCAGUCAUUGUGGUAAGCGGUUCCUCAAAAUGGAUGCACUGAAUGCACAUCAAAAAGAAAACCACUUCUCCCCAAAUUCUACAAAAUCCGAGAAUAAGCUGGAAAAAAAGACUGAUAAAGCGUUUUCCUGUAAGAAGUGCAUGCUGAAUUUUUUCUGGAUGUCAGAUUUUCAGACACAUUCCCUCUACCAUUGCAAAGGAAAAGAGCCUGAUACCACCUUUGUAUCUGAAGGUGAAAAGGAAGGGAAAUCUAAAACCCUAGAGGACAUACCACUUGAAAACUUCCACAGCAAUGGCACGUCUAUUGAUGUAGAGAAUGGGGAUCAUAAAAACUUAAUGUAUGCUAAAAACUUAAGGGAUGCUAGGGAUAAGAUUAUUCCAGAAUACUCGUUCACACCAUACAGAUGUGGUUUAUGUGGUGAUCGUUUCCAUAAGUUAACAGAUCUAAAGGAGCAUCAUCUCACCCAUCAGACUCAGGAAGAAAUUGAUCGGUUAAAUCAAGAAUCACAAAAAACUUCAACAAAAAAAAUACAGUCUAAAGGCAGACGUAGAAGUAAUCCCAAUGGCAAGCUGCAUCCUUGCAAGCAUUGUCAUCGUGUCUUUAAUCAUUCUAGUAGUUUAUCUCGGCAUAUGAGAUACCAUAAGGGGACUAUGCACACGUGUGUAUUUUGUGGUAGACAUUUUCCACAACGCUGUGAUUUGAGAAGGCAUGUGGUCAUGUACCACAAAGCUGAACUAGAAAAGAAACCAGCUUUGAAACUCCUGUAUACAACUCCACAAAAUGGACCUCGACCAAAAUCUCUUAAGGUUGAAACAAACCCAAGUUCUCCAGAUGAAAAGACAAAGAGUUCUUCUGAUAAUGAGCAAAACACCUCUCAAGAGCAGCUCUCAAAAGAGAAACAAUCAGGAAAAGCUGGGCGAGUUAACUACAAGUGUCAGGAGUGUGGUAAGAGAUUUGGGCUCCUAUGUGUGUACCAGCGGCACUUGCGUUAUCACAAAAAAGAACCUAUAAAAUGUCAAGCUAAAUUCAAGGACUCUUCAUCUCUUGAGCUUCACCUUCAAAAUCACCCCAGAACUGGAGAAGGAGAUGAUGUUGAACAAACUUCUCACUGUUAUGGCACCAACAGGGACCCUGUCCAAGAAAAGAGAGAUGCAGAGGACAUUGAGGAUGAGUGUAUGGACCAUACUCAAAAUGAUAAAGGAAAUUCUUCCGAGGUUCUUUACGAAUGUACUGAGUGCACCGAGACAUUCACAUGCUUGGAGACAUUUCUUCAACACCAGACCUCCCAUGGCUCAGAAAAUAAUGGGUAAAUACCAUGUCAGACCCAUUGGUCAUUGUUAUUUCCAUCAGUCCAGUGCUCAGGAGCAUUGGUACCUAUAAUGGUAUCGGGGGGGGGGAUAUAUAUGGAGAACUUUGUGAUGGCUAUUUUAUUGAGCUAAUUUUAUACAGUUUCUCUGGCAUGAGGAGAACAUUUCUGUUCAUUGGUAAAUUUUAAACCAAUGGAAGCAGGAAGUACAUCUUGGGUGUGGAGCAAACCAAAUAACCUGAAUGAAUCUCAAAUUUAUAAGAUAUGAUCUACAACAUAUGUCUGACAUAGAAAACAACUACUUUAAACAUUGCAUCCAUCCACAGGCAGUGAUUGUAGAUAAUUUGAAAGUCCCACAAAUUGUUCCUUAGCUAGUACAUUGUUUUUAUUGUAUUUUUUAAUUAGCUACCCAUGUUGUCAAUUGUAUUGCUGCAUUUUUGUAUGUUGUUUACAUAUUGUUUGAGAUUCUCUUUAAUAUAUCGUGUCUUUGUAUCUUCCUUUUUAGAGAACUGCAUUUUCACUGAGUAUAUUAUUAAGCGUGCCAAUAAAAUUGAGCCGAGAAAUGA
This is a messenger RNA of Platichthys flesus (European flounder), 2763 nucleotides long. RefSeq lists its product as uncharacterized. The transcript is spliced from 2 exons. Bases 309 to 2201 code for a protein of 630 amino acids. NCBI's taxonomy places the organism in Eukaryota, Metazoa, Chordata, Actinopteri, Pleuronectiformes, Pleuronectidae. The record is from RefSeq and is a predicted model, not a curated record.